CCCCAAAGUGUGGAGCAGGAGCGCGGGGGAGCGCGGCGGCGGCGGCGCCUCCUCUGCCACCAAACUCCGGGGCUCGGCGGGGCUUGGGGCCACCUCCUCCUUAGCCAGGAGGAACCUUCUCCCAAUAGGUUGCAGCCUGACUUUUUCCUUCCCAUUUCUUUCUUCUUUCUCUCUCUUUUUAAAAAAUACACUUUUCCUGCCUUUGGACCUCAGACUGCUGCAGCCCGAGCAUUCCCGGGGCUCAGUUCUUGGGGGCUGCCCAUCCCUCCGGCUGCAAGCAAGGACGCGCGCCCUGCGUCGGGCGAAGAAAAGAAGAAAAACUUGUCAGAGGGGUUUCGCUUGCCCACAGUAACCCUCUUCCCACAAACCUAAACAUCCCGCGGGGGCCAUCCCAAGACUGUGUAAAGUUCCUUCCGAGCCAACAGCCCUCUUGGAUUUGGAGGAGGCAACGGCGCUAGCUGUGGAAUUAGAUCUGUUUUGUACCCAGUGGAGCGCAUCGGGGGAGCUCGGAAGUCACAGUCUGCGGGUACCCGGGUGGCGCUGCCUGUGCGGAACGGAGAGUUUGCCAGCCCCGGCUGCAAGUGGCCUUUCGUCUCCGCAGUUGUUGUUCUGUGUCUGGGGUGAGGGCUGCGAGUGUUGUGGCAAGUUGUGAAGAGAGACCUGGAGGUCCGGAGAGGACUGCACUCCCCCUGGCACUCCCUUCUUCCUCUUCCCGGCUCCCCGGUGUGAAAUCCCAGCGAAAUUUACAAAGGCCUCUUGCGUCCGGCCGACACCGGUCCUCGGCGUUCGGCCCCGUUGUCCCCAUUCUCAGCGGGAGCCCCGGAGCACAGGGCGCCAGGGAAGGACUGGCGGGGAGGAGGAGGGAGGUCGCGGCGGCGGCAUGGCGAGGUUCCCAAGGGCCGACCUGGCUGCUGCAGGAGUUGUGUUACUUUGCCACUUUUUAAUGGACCGGUUUCAUUUCGCUGAAGGGAAGCCUGGAAGCCAAGUCAAUGAUUGGCACUAUCAUGUUGCUCAGGCCUUCCCACAAACAGAAGAGGAGGUGGACGUGGACUCACAUGCUUUCAGCCACCGGUGGAAAAGGAACCUGGAUUCUCUCAAGGCGGUAGACUCAAACCGAGCCAGCAUGGGCCAAGACUCCCCAGAGCCCAGAGGCUUCACGGACCUGCUACUGGAUGAUGGGCAGGACAACACCACCCAGAUUGAGGAGGACACAGAUCAUAAUUACUAUAUAUCUCGGAUAUAUGGUCCAUCUGAUUCUGCCAGCCGGGAUUUGUGGGUGAACAUAGACCAAAUGGAAAAGGACAAAGUGAAGAUUCACGGGAUACUGUCCAACACUCACCGGCAAGCUGCAAGAGUGAAUCUGUCCUUCGAUUUCCCAUUUUAUGGCCAUUUCCUCCGUGAAAUCACUGUGGCAACUGGGGGUUUUAUAUACACUGGAGAAGUUGUACAUCGCAUGCUAACAGCCACACAGUACAUAGCACCUUUAAUGGCAAAUUUUGAUCCUAGUGUAUCCAGAAAUUCAACUGUCAGAUAUUUUGAUAAUGGCACAGCGCUUGUUGUCCAGUGGGACCAUGUACAUCUCCAGGAUAAUUACAACCUGGGAAGCUUCACAUUCCAAGCAACCCUCCUCAUGGAUGGACGCAUCAUCUUCGGAUAUAAAGAAAUUCCUGUCUUGGUCACACAGAUAAGUUCGACCAACCACCCAGUGAAAGUGGGGCUGUCAGACGCAUUUGUCGUCGUCCACAGGAUCCAACAAAUGCCCAAUGUUCGAAGAAGAACAAUUUAUGAAUACCACCGAGUAGAACUACAAAUGUCAAAAAUUACCAAUAUUUCAGCUGUGGAGAUGACCCCAUUGCCUACCUGUCUCCAGUUUAAUGGUUGUGGCCCGUGUGUAUCCUCUCAGAUUGGCUUCAACUGCAGUUGGUGUAGUAAACUUCAAAGAUGUUCCAGUGGGUUUGAUCGCCAUCGGCAGGACUGGGUGGACAGCGGAUGCCCUGAAGAGUCCAAGGAGAAGAUGUGUGACACCACAGAGCCAGUGGAAAGCUCCACGCGAACCACCACAACCAUACGAGCGACAACCACACAGUUCAGGGUCUUGACGACCACCCAAAGAGCAGCCACCUCCCAGCUGCCCACCAGCCUGCCCACAGAAGAUGAUACCAAGAUAGCUCUACAUCUAAAAGAUAAUGGAGCCUCAACAGAUGACAGUGCAGCUGAGAAGAAAGGCGGGAACCUCCAUGCUGGGCUCAUUGUUGGAAUCCUCAUCCUGGUCCUCAUUAUAGCUGCUGCCAUCCUUGUGACAGUCUACAUGUACCAUCAUCCAACGUCAGCAGCCAGCAUCUUCUUCAUUGAGAGACGCCCAAGCAGAUGGCCUGCAAUGAAGUUUCGAAGAGGUUCUGGCCAUCCUGCCUAUGCUGAAGUCGAACCAGUGGGAGAGAAAGAAGGUUUUAUUGUCUCGGAGCAGUGCUAAGAUUCCCGGGGCACAACAGCACCGUGCUGGCUUACAGGUGUUAAGACUAAAAUUUGCCUAUACCUUUGAGAAAUACACACACACACAGACACACACAGACACACAGACACACACACACACACACACACACACACACGAGCCCUGAGCUGCUGUAGCCGGAAGGAGAUGAGAUUUCUGGACAAGCCCAGCCCAGGAAGGGUAAAAGAAAAACUAAAACUCAUACAGGAUAUGAUACCAUUUCCCACUGAACAUAGAAUUCCCUCGUGGAAUGAGCUCUGUAGUUCACUCGGCAAAUCUCCUGUGGACUUGUCAGCAAUCCGACAAGAUUUCAGUGCUGUUGGCUUAAGGUGCAGGGUUGCAAAGGGAUCGAGAAAAAUAAUAAUAAUAAAGCUUUAGUUCAUGAGGGAUCUACACCUUUGGUUCAGAUAUUCUUCUCCGGUAACUGUGUUCCAAAGCCUGAGCCCAUUCACUCAAAAGAGCAACGAUGAAUAUUCCAAGAUUUCUGAGAGGAGUAGCUGAUGCAGGAGCAAAAACAAUCACAGAAUCAGAUUUUCUAUCUUUUCACCAGACACGUGGCUAAAGGAUUUUGUUUUUCGGGUCAAGCUCCACCUGUUCCAACAAGGUGGAUGCACCUUCUGUCUGUCCCAGGGGUUCAGACUCCACCUCCCUCUUCCUUGCUCCUGAGCUUGCCCUCCUCAAGCAGUGGGAGGGAGUGGCCAAUGAGGCUUUAAUUCUCCUGCCUCAGAACAAAAUGUCUGAUGUGUUUUAAGAAGCAUGGCCUCCACUUCCCAACUGUGAAGUCCUACGAAGCCACAGUUGCUCUUGGCUGAAGGAAACCAGAGUUCCUUAAUCGUUUAUGAAGCAAAAAUGUUAAGGGAUUCUAAACACAUGGGUUUUUGUUUUUUUUUUUGUUCUUGUUUUUGUUUUUACUUUUUACCGUUUCAGUACAAAAGGCCCAUCUCAUUGUAGAUUCCUGUCUAAGAAGCCAUUCAAGUCAGCAUAUCCCUGGCGAUAAAAAGAACGAAAGAACCCUGCUGAAUCAUACAGUAAUUUUCUUUAAAGCACAUAGUAGUUACAUAAAUAUAUAUAUAAAUAUAUUUUUGUUUAUAACUAACACAAGGCAGGCUCUUGUGACUCUCAGUGCAUUUUGUCAUCCAGACAGAACAAAUGUGAGGUGCGUUACUGCAUACUUCCACAGAGUUGUAAGAUAAUCCUUCAUAUUAGAAUAUUUUUAUGUCACUUAGCAAAAGUGGUUCAGUGAGUGGCAGUACUGAUCAUUUUCCUGCCUCUUUGAGCCACUCUCCCGUUCAUAUCAAGCCCUUCCCUCCCUGGCGAAAUAAAGCAGAUGCAAAAAUCUCCUUCAAUGGAUCUGUCGUCCGCCCUGUAAUCACAAUCCGGAUUUUGAUACUCCCCCAUGAGUGAAGACAGGAAAGGCAUCCUUUGAGGAGGAAAGUGGUUAAUAUAUACACUGAACUCCUAAAGUUUAAAUUCAGGUACUAUGUGUACAAUUUUAUCAACAUCUCGACCCAUGAAACUUUUACCCCGUGCCAAGAAGCUGUUGGUUCUUGAGUGGUACCAUGUCCAACAUUUGCAGAUUCAGGUAUCCAGGAGCAGAGAUGUCUCGUAAGCAGCACUUUACAGUUUAGCAUCUGUACACGGUGUCUCCAUCAAAUGACAUCAGUCCACUAGCAGAAGAUCGUGUUUUACUGUCACAGUUGUCUGACGUAAACUCGUGAUAUUUUCCAUCAAGUGUAUUUUGCUUUCCAUUUUUAAGUACCUGAUGAGAGUGAUAAGUGUUUCCUAACAUGCUUAGAUAAUAAUUGCAAAAAAAAUUGACAAGCAAGGUGAUUGAAGGAUGUGAUGACAAUCUCUCUGCUAUAGUGACAUUCAUUUUAUAUGAAAUAACCCAACUUAUUUCUUGCGGAGUAAGCCUGGUCAGAUAGCAGUGACCAAAUGACUUGCCAAUGUAACUGGUGCAACCGGUAUUCUACAAAGACAUAGGGAACACAUAGACGAUUCCUUCUAGGAUAAGAUGAUGCUUCUUCCACUUGCUUCUGUCUGAGGCACGGCUUCCAAUAGCAGUUGAUUGACAGUUAUAUAAAUCCUGCAUAUAUAUAUAUACAUAUAUAUAUCCAACUCUGUAUGCAGUUCUUUGAACUAGUGAUGUUAUCUUUAUAGUCCUUUCAAAGCUCAUCUUCCUUUUUUGAUUCAAAAAAAAAAUUGACCAUUCUGUAAAAUCACAUUGAACUCUCUGAAUUGUUCAUUGAACUAGAGCACCCUGAAGUAGGGAAAACAUCUUGUAAGUAAAAAGUGCUGAAGUGUAGGAAAGCUUCCUAACCAAAGCAGGAGUUAAAGUUGGUAAGACGUUUCUGUUGCUUAUGAAUCUUUCAGCAGUGAGGAGAGAGGCUGGCUGAAUCCCGUUUUUCACUUUCAUGAAACUUUAAUUCUACUUGAUACUUCUGGUUUGUUCUUGCUGCCCGUUUACUGCAAAGGAAGAGCAAACACACACAAGGUUUCUGGAAAUUCAGAAUAGACUCUGAUGCUUUGGACUUUACAUACAUUACAUAUUAGAAGGGGUGCGUCUGCACGUUACAUAACAUAGUAUGAAUAGAGUUGAGAGAAAAUAAAAAUAAUUUUAAAAAUUAAGAAUAUCAAUGGAACACAUACCAGUGUCUGGAGAAGUCAGCUAAAUGGUGCUAUGGAGGGAGUUAUUUCAUCUUAAUUAUUUGGAAAAACAUUCAGUGAAUAUGUAAAAGUACCAAAAGUCAAGAAAAAUACCUUAAGCCAACCAGAUGGCACUGACCACAAUGUUGGUUUGGUUAUAAAAAUUUGGACUUGAAGAUACACCAAUUGAGAACUAAAAAUAAAUAAUAAAGUACAGUUUACCCCCCCCCCAAUUAUUAUUUUUGUUUGUGAUACCUGGGGCAGUUGCUAAUCUCUCUCCCAGGGAGCUUCUAGAGCUGUGCUGUCCAAUAUUAUAUCUACUAUCCAAAUGUAGCUAUUUAAAUUAGUGUAAAUUAAAUAAAAAUAAAAAUUCAGUUCUUCAGCGAAAUUUCAAGGGCUUGCUAGUCACGUGUGGCUUGUGGCUACCAUAUUGGACAACACAGAACAUUCGUGUCGUCGCAGAAAAUUCUAACUACACACUGCUGUAGAGGCCUUAUCUUUUAACGUCCCCUCCUUGAUGGAAACGAGGAGGGGGAAGAAGAGGUUUGGUGGUUUUGGGGCAUUGCUAAGUGUUUUUGAUUCAGAGGCAGUGUGGAGUAAUGGAUAGAAUGGAAAGACAGCUUUGAAGCUCAACUGUGUUAUCUUGGGAAAAUCACUUUAACCUCCAUGAGUCUCAGUUCACAAGUUGGGAAAAGAAAAAUAUUUUUUUGUCCUGUCUUCCUUGCAAAAUUAUUAUUCUGCAGAUUGACUAGAUGCAUAGAUACACAGACUUUUAAAACCUCUUGUCAAUAUGACCCAGGUAAAGCAUGUCUGUUGGUCUAGCACCAACACAAAUUUACAUUUUGAGGGAAAAAGUCCAUCAAUCCUAAAAACAUUUAAAGACAAUCCAGUCAAUACGGCUCUUGAGAAAAUGCCAAAGGAGAAUACACUCCAACCACAUAGCAAAAUUGCUUAAAUUCCUUUUUUUCUGUCUUAAUAUUUUCUCUUAAUAUUUCUAUAUUCUCUAAUUAGUAUAAUUUAUUCAUUUUGGCAAAAAAAAAUUUCUUAUGUUAUUUGCUUAUUCUGGGGAAGUAUAAAUUCAGUAAUGCCCUUGGUGUCUAUUGUCCAGGGCAAUAGGAAGGAGUUUGGCUGGAACCCAUGUUUUGAUUCAAGACACUUCCAUGAUAAGAAAUUAAUAUGUAAGUAAGGCUACCUGAAAAAUAUAUCCUAUGGUCAUGACUUCUUCCUCCUGUGAAAUGUUAUUUUGCAUUGUAUUUCUUCAGGCAUAUUUCAGAUAUUUUAUUAUGAUGUGUUUUAUUAACUCCCAAAGAUUGCUCUUGCUUUUACUUCCCCAGCCCCUCAGCUUUUGGCAUCAGCAUCCAGAUGCCAGAAUCAUGGGAGGUCAUCUAAUCUGACCUCUUCAUUUACAGAUCAGAAAACUGAGGCCCAAAGAGAUACAGUAAUUUUCCCAGUGUCAGAACUGUGUCUUGGUUGGUCAUUUGUGAUCCAGCUCUUUUUGCCUAAACCCCUCCAUCAGCAUCUAAGGCUGACCGAGCAGCUUAGAAGGCCCAGUCCAUCCCAAAGCAUUUGCUGUAUGGACUCUCCGCUCUGUCCUGUAAUUGGCCCAGUUCUCUAGAACACUGGACCAAUCUUCCUUUAUCAUGUGGCUGUCUUAAGGAUGGUGCCAUUUUUAUAACAAGCAGUGAUUUCAGGUUCUGGCCAGGGUCUGUUCUAGAGUCUUUUUUGGAGUAGCAUGUCCCUUUCCCUCACCCCUCCCUGUGGCCAUCAAUUUCUGUGGCAGUACAAUUUAUCUUGUGCUGUCUAAAAUUGUUCUGCCUUUGUUUCAUUUCUUCCCAAAUGUUCCUGAAAAUUAAUAAUCUUCAUAGCAGAUUUUCUCACCAAGUUAUCACAAUUCCUAUUUGCUUUUAAACUAUUUAAACCUAAGAUUUUCUGAGCAAAUAUUAUGAGGUCUGUGGCAUUACAUCUUACAUACUAUUUCCUUGUGUUUGUAAAGCACUUUACAUUUUACAGAGCACUUUGACUUAUUUCUUUAUUUGUUCAUUCAUUCAGCCACCCAAUUCACUUAAAUAUUUAUUGGGCAUCUUCUGGAACCAAGUUCCUGUGCUAGAUCUUGCGAUAUACAGUGAUAAAUACAAACAGUGGGCGAUCAGGCAUGUCCACUGAUAAUUGUAAUAUGGUGAAAGCCUCAAACAUAACUUUGUGGAUUGAUUGGAUCAACAUUACUCUCUUGAAUUUCCAUUUCCAGUUUCUGUUCUACUUAGAUAGGGAGCUAUCAAGUAUUUGCCUAAGGAAUGUUUCUGAAAUAUGAUACAUCAUUGUGCAUCUCUGCUGUUUGCUCUCUUUCAAAUGAUCUGUUAAUUUCAUUUCUGUGACUAAAAGUUACAUAUCCAAUGUUGUUUCACAUCCAGGAGGAGUUUCCAAUUCAUUUGAAUUCUUCCUGACCAGUUGUAGUAGUUCAUCAUCUUAUUCUAAUAUUUCUGUCAUGUCUUUGUGAAUUAUCAACUUCAUCAUUUCAAGGUCUUCCAGAAGCACCAGUGGAUCAAAGAAGCAUUUGCACUUUAGGUGUGUGUGGUUGUUUGUCAUUUAUUAGAUUUUCUCAGGUUUUCUCAGCCUCAGCAUUAUUGACAUUUUGGGCCCCAUGGUUGAGGGUGGGGGGUGGGAGUUGUCCUUGCACUGUAGAGCGUUUGGCAGCUUCCAGGGCUUCCAUUGACUAUAUGCCAGUAGCUCAUACACACACACACACACAGACACACACACCCCGGUUGUGACAACUAAAGUUGUCUCCAGACAUUGCCACAUGUCCCCUGGGGGAAGAUGGGGAAAGCUACUAGAUUCCCUAGUGAACAAAACAUAUCAGGAGGAAAAAAGAAACGUUUCUCUUUCUCUUGUCACUUAAUCUUCAUCAUGCAUAGGUUUUUAUUUAUAAUAAGUCUUGGCAUCAUGAACUCAUUGAAUUAGAAGGGACUAUUAAAGCCACCAGUUCAACCACAACCCAGCAUCGUCCAUAUCUAGUUCUCCAUCUCUCAGUUUUACAAAUGUAUUGAGACAAAAUCAGAGGGAAUUGAUGUGGGAAUUGACUUUCUCAUAGUGAGAGAGAAGGCUCUUUGGUGUUUGUUUUGCCCCUGAAAUAGCUGCUGCAGUGACUUUGGCUUCAGCUGGGGACAUGGUAUCACACAACUUUAGUAUCUCAGAGACUUCGAGGAGUUUUCUUUGAUUAUUUUGUCUCCAAAUCUUGCUCCAGCAUCUUUGCUUUCAAAUUGUGCUUAGAAGUUGAAGUUCAGUGUAUCUAAUUUUAAGUAUAUCAGGUUGAGCUUCUGACUUUUUUUUUUUUUUUAAUUCUCCCUCUGACUUUUUUUUUUUUUUAAUUCUCCCUCUUUGGGGGAAAAAAUAAAAUAAAAUUGACUCUUCCAAGUAACUGAAAGUCGGAAAUGUCAGAGUUGGAAUGUCUGAAUCUGUCAAGCCAAAGUUCCUGCUGAUUUGAUGUGCCUUAUGUCAGUUUUCCUGUGGGGUCAGUGAUUUCUUGUAAAUAACCCUGUGUUUGUUCUUGUGUUUAUUCUGCACCAAUUAGAAAACUUGAUGAAGUUCUAAAAGACAACCCUUUAAGAAUAUUCCCAGAAAUAACAACAACAACAAAAAAACCUGCCAACUGGAAUAUCAGGCCUCCCUCUAUUCUUUUGCUAAAAGACCAACCCAGACUUUGGAAACAUUCUUAAUUAUUUACUACAAGUUGCUAAUAUGGAUGCACAAUUGAAAGCCUUGAUUGUGAAGUCCAAGGCUAUAGAAUAUUGACAAGCACAUCUAGAGUGACCUCUCCCAAGACCGUGCUGGAAAUCAGAAAACUCCAACCUAGGAGACCCUCAAGUGUGCAUAUAAUUUCCUUCUCUACCACUGUCCUAUCAGACAACAUGGUGAUAGUUAAGGUUUUGAUUAAGUUGAUUUUCCAAUUUCAACUUAAACUGCAAUGUAUGUGCCUAAUUAUUUCCUGACAUACCCUUUAAACCACCCAGUUCUCACUGCUCUCACAAUGAUUAUUGCAAAGCAGUAAGAUGAUAAUUGUUCAAGUAAAGUCACCUAAUUUUUUUAAAUCAAAUCUCUAUAACAAAUUUACAAAAUACAUCAUCUCUGGCUUCUCAAUGUUAAUUCUUGUUAAUUUCCAGAUUGCUGUCCACACUGAGUCUGUGUCACUUUAAAUCCAGAAUAAAAAGCUGGAAAAAAAGUAAUGUAAAUCAGAUGCCGGUGCUCCUCUUUUUCUAAUUUCUAAGAUUUAUUAUCAUUUGAGAAUUAGUAAGAAAAAAAAGAAAAAAGGAAAAGAAAAGAAAAGGAAAAAAGCCUCUCCUAAUGGAAUAAAGUAAAAAUUUUUGACUUGGCAGAUAGUGAUGUAUUCACUUUAAUUCCAGUUGAAAACCUUCAGUGACUUCUCUCAUUACCACUGGAGUUUUGAUUUUUUUUAAAAACAGUCUCUCUCUUCCCUAGCAUUACAAAAAUAUAUAUAUAUAUUCAUCACCAAAAUACCGCUUACCAAUCAUGCAGCUAUAAACCAUUUGUGCCUAUCAAAUAGAUACCAGUUUUAGAUGUUUGCUCCAUGGGAAGAGGUUUAGGAAUGGGUGCAGGGGUAAUUCAUGGAAAAGAUAAAGGUCGAAAUGUGCUAUCAAGCAGAAUUUUCACGUUCUUCAGAGCAAUGUGCAAAUAAAUAUUCAAUGAAGAUCAGCUCAAAUUUAAGUCAUCCAGACAUUGAGACCCUGUGCAAGUUACAUUAAGAAGCAUGUGACAUACAGAAAGUAAAGGAUGUUCCCAGUGAAUCUAAAAUUCAAGUCAUUAUCCACCUGGACAUCUUCUAGGGCAUUAAUCCUGAAACCAUUGAAGCUUUUGCUCUAGCCAGUUGGGUUACUUAUGGGCAAGUAAUGACCAAAAAGGAACUUUUCAUUUAUCAUCCUCUGAUUUACAAGGCAUGACCCUGUUUUUUUGAUUCCCUUAUACCAGAGACCAUGAGACAGCCAGCUCCACACAGGCCAUAAAAUACAAUAAAAAUAAAAAUAAUUUUCCUGAGGAAAGGCUAAGAAAGGGUACUUUAUUCUGCAGACCCAGAGCUGGAUCCCUGGGCGGUUUGGCCAUCUUAGGACCUAGACAUCAGCAACCAUUUUAAAGGUGGUUUGAGCAAAAGUAUACUGAGUGUCAUAUUUUUUAGCAGGAAAAUAAAAACUCAAAUUAAGUGUCCUCUGCCAGUCUACUCUGAGAAUGCCAUCAAGUGAAAUUAGAGCUUCCCUAGCUGAAAAAUGUUAAAAUCAUUUCAGGAAAAUGAAUUUGGUUUCUUUAGACACAAACAUUUUGUGUUUAUUAUAACUAAAUCUCAGGGCCCUAGCUGAGAAGGGGAAAGCCGUUUCAUUGGUGGGUCAAAACAAAUCUCUCAUUUGCCUCUCUUGAGGCAUUUGGCCAGUGCCUGCGAAGUACAUUACUUUCCUGGGGGAAAAAGAGAGCCUUUUCUGGCAUGCCAGCUGGGAUCAUGGGAACGUCCGAUGCCAGGAAUUUACUACUGUUUCUGGUAACUCUGCUUGCAGUCAUUUGAAAUGCUGAAGGGUGGGGGAGGAGAAGUCGGGCACCCAGGGAGCUGUCUGUGUUUUAUGCCAGUUGCACCAGGCACAGAGUAUUUGUAAACGCUUUCCGAAGUGGGGAUAUUUGUAUCCUUUGUCAGAAUCACAAAGCUCGCUGUGGAUCCACUGAAAGAGAGCCCGGUGGGGGGGGGGGGGGAUCGCUGACCCUCUGCACCCAGUCAACCUGCACAAAAGGGAAGGCUGUGCGGGUGAGCCCAGCACAUGGCGAGUUUGUUUCUGUUUUCCACGGCCCUGGACUUUGGAUCAAGGACGUGUCUGUCAGGUGAAGGUUAAUUUUGCUGAGGUUUUCCAACACUUCAUUUAAUACUUGGAAACAUGAGCAUUUUGAAUUUAUUCCAGUCCUCCGGGCACCGUUCCGACUUCCUUUGCCAUGUCACCAAGACUCUGAAGACGGCGCUCUUUCAUGAUAAAAUUCCAUUCACAUGCUUGACAUACCUGAACCUGCAAAUGUGAAAGUGAUUGUAUCUGAAUUUGCACUAAUGUGUCUGAUAGCAGAAGACCUUUAUUGGACUCCUCUGUUUAAACUCAUUCAUUCAGAUGCCACGUACUUCUGCAAGCUUCUUGAUCAUUUUCACUGUAAGAGUAAUUAUCUAAGUUUGAAUGUAUUUCCUUACAGCCCAUUAAUUUUGCCAUCUUUUACCUGGAGAUCGUUAUGAUUGCAAUAAUCCCUUAAAGUUUUCCUCACACAGCUUCUUAAACAAAGUUUUUCUGCUUUUUCUUCUGGUCCUGCUUAUAGUAUGUGGGAAAUCUUUUUUUUUUUUUUUUUCCCUCUGUAAUAAUUUUGUAAGAAGCCAGUGUAUCAACAGCCAUUGUGACACAAUUCAUCUUUCCAGGUCUGGAAGCUGGUAGUGACCAAAUGCCACGUAUAUUCUCCCUGUCAAUUGCUAUUUUCAGAAUUAAAUCAUGUUUUUUUCACUUUCAGUUGGUUGGGGUCAACACAUUUGGGAUUUUUAGAAGGGGAAAAGGGAGCAUUUUGUGUAAUACUGCUGUCAUAUUUGACUACAUAUUAAAAACAAUAAAUGAUCAUUUUGUUUUAAUUUCUUAAA
This is a messenger RNA of Camelus dromedarius (Arabian camel), 11789 nucleotides long. RefSeq names its product plexin domain containing 2 (gene PLXDC2). The transcript is spliced from 14 exons. NCBI's taxonomy places the organism in Eukaryota, Metazoa, Chordata, Mammalia, Artiodactyla, Camelidae. The record is from RefSeq and is a predicted model, not a curated record. The coding region runs from base 881 to 2470 and encodes 529 amino acids.